CCAACUCUUCCGAAACUUCAAGUACAGCAUCGUCAAAGGCAUCGUCCUAGACUUAAGAUGGGACCCGCCAGAUGACCUCACAACUGUGUACACUUGCACGGUCAUCUGCAAACACGAUGAGACUGGACAUCAGCAUGAUUUUAAAGGCGAAGCACCUUCACAGCACAUCACCCUAUCUCUUCACAAGCCCCUGACGACCUUCGAAUGCACAAUAGCUGCGUCAACUGGUAAAGAUGGCGACGUGCCUGUUGAAGGGUCCUCAAUUGCAUUCAGCGUCAAAACUGGAGAAAUUCAUCCCCCAACGGAUGUCAAGCUUCUUCAAAGCACUCCCACAAGCCUUACAUAUUCGUGGUCUGUUGAUACUGCCCUCAGUAGCUGGCAGGUUUCAGCAGAGCCAAUAGGAGACGACAAUUGCGACCUUGAUGAUGAUACAAAAGGGCACGGAGAGAUCCAAGAUAUGACUGUCGUAUACAACAUCACAGAUCUGACACCGGGGUCUGAAUACAACGUCUCCAUUCGAAACUGUCUCGACUCUUUUUGCAGCUUGCCGACAUUUGUUACCGCAGCUACCGAUCUUCCGGGACCAGUCACAGGUCUAAAGACGACAUUUGUGAACGAUACAGUUCUGGACGCUUGCUGGGACUCUCCGGAGGGCUGCUGGGACUAUGAUGGUUAUACAGUUAAAUGCCGAGGCCCCAAUACUGGCCAAGAGGCCUCCAUUACUGUGGGCAGUGAAGCACACGCCUUAUUGCCUCUGCACACGCCAAAGGAGAAGUUCCAAUGUUCAAUACAGCCGUUCGUUCUGAACUCGGCUGGCCAGCGCAGGAACGCUGCAACACUCGAUUUCCAAGUUUCAACGGAAGGACUGUUUCCUCCGAAGGAUGUCGAAAUCGUUGAGCUCAAUGACACAAGCAUAACCUUACGGUGGUCUGUGGAUCCGGACUCGACCACGUGGAAGCUCAAUACUUACAGCAUAUUGCCGUCAGGCAUUCAGCAUUACGUCACUCAAGACAGCGGUGAAAACGGUGGUGAAACGGUUACUCACAAAGUGACAAACCUUGCUCCAUGGACGCGUUACAACUUUUCCGUUAUGAACUGUCACAGCAACUACUGCAGUGAACCUGUUGAGCUGAUUGGAGCAACGGAUGUAGCAGCCCCAUCGAAGCCGCGAAAUCUUUCUUGCGUCAUCAAAAACGACGUGGACGUUAGUUUUACGUGGGAGAGACCAGAGGAGCCCAACGGCCCUAUCGAAGGUUACAGCCUUCGCGUGUACAACCGAGACCAGGAAGAAACGAAGUUGUUCUCUGCACCAGGAAAUGCGACCAGUAUAACAUUGAACUUGACACACGAAUUCAAUCGCUUCAUCGCAUUCUUGAAAGCUUACAAUGUAGCCGAGCGGAAUGGAGAAAAAGUCUACAGCCCCGAAUCGGAAGUCGCAUUCGAGACUUUCGGCAAAGGUCCUGUGCCUCCACGCCCCAAAGCUGUGGAAGUAACUCAUCGCGGAGCCAAGCUAUCUUGGGAAUAUCCGAAAGAUCCUAGACACCACAUCGCACACUUCACCGUAAAUGUCGACGGCCAGCAGAGAGUGCUAACUACAGAGCCUCAACUGACUCUCGAGAAAUUGGUCGCAUGGAAGCCCUACAAGAUAGGUGUCGCAUCUUGCGUAAACGAGACCUAUUGUGGUCAGGAGGGCACGCUGCUGAUACAUACAGACUUCGAUGCGCCCUCCAAGCCAUUGAACCUUACUAUCGGUUCAACGGGCACCAACUGGAUUUUUGCACGGUGGGAGGAGCCGGAUGUUCUUAACGGACCACUGAGCGGCUACAAUGUGAGCUUCAAAGACGACGCUACGCAUUUCGAAGUGACCACCACGCAGUUGUCUUACAACUACACGGGCGCCAUUCCAGAGAGCACAUACGAAGUGUCCGUGUACGCAUUCAACGAGGAGAAUGGAGCUACAAAACGCGGGCCGGCAACUACCCUGCUCACUUCCCGGAAGGAAGACUCUCUGAGCAUGGCAACUCUUGCAACAACGAGAAUUCUAUUGGCCUCACUUGGAGCUGUCACGGUGGCCCUCGUAGUGGUGGCUUUCGUACUUCACAAGAAGUGCCCUAUAACAAGGGAGCCGAGUAUUGAGAAAAAUGUUCGGAGUGAAAGGAGGCGCUGGAACUUGAGUACGGACCAGCUAUAAAUGGAAGUGUCAGAGGAUGACCUUUACAAAAGCGUGCUAUAAUGAAUAAACAUCGACAUUACUUCGUGUCGAAAGAUUCAACAAUGGCAGA
Molecule: messenger RNA, 2282 nt
Organism: Rhipicephalus sanguineus (brown dog tick)
Lineage: Eukaryota; Metazoa; Arthropoda; Arachnida; Ixodida; Ixodidae
Product: tyrosine-protein phosphatase Lar
Exons: 9
Coding region: 458-2191 (577 amino acids)
Molecular function (GO): protein binding
Source: RefSeq, a predicted model, not a curated record